This is a messenger RNA of Cladophialophora carrionii CBS 160.54, 603 nucleotides long. RefSeq lists its product as uncharacterized. NCBI's taxonomy places the organism in Eukaryota, Fungi, Ascomycota, Eurotiomycetes, Chaetothyriales, Herpotrichiellaceae. The coding region runs from base 1 to 603 and encodes 200 amino acids. The transcript has a single exon. Gene Ontology annotation, cellular component: mitochondrion. The record is from RefSeq and is a predicted model, not a curated record.
AUGUCGUGGUUUUCUUCGCUCUUCUCCUCUUCCAAGCCGCCAGCAACAUCGGGGCCGGCGCAGUCUGCCGCGUCCGACAAUCGAAUCCUUGAAGAACCCGUCCAGCAGCCCGAUUCUGUCGUCGAACCCGCCAAACCCUCGCCUUUACCGUCCACACAGAUCGACCGGCCGAACAGGAACGCCGUGAUCUUCGGAGCUGGCGCCGCCUUCUUCGUCUUUUCGCUUCUGAUCACAAGAAGAGCGUUUGCACGGAAGCGGCUAGCUUCAAGUCCUGCCUUUUAUGCCAACGCUCCGGGCCAUCAGGCAGAACAGGCCAAAAAUGUCAACGGCGCCAUGGAAGCUCUGGAGGCCUUGAAUCUGGCGACGGUCAACGUGCUCAGCAUGUCCAUGAUGGCGACGGGAGGCACGCUCUGGUAUCUCAACAUCAACAGCGUUGCGGACGCGAGGAGGAUGAUCCGCGGAGGACUGGGCGUGGACGGGACAGGCAGGUCGGAGAAAGACGCCGAGGAAGACUUUGAAGAAUGGCUGGCGACUACCCUGGCGAGGAAAGAAGCCAAGGGGGCUCAAGAGACGCAGACAACCGAGCGUGGUCAACAGCGCUAG